Cinclus cinclus is the source of this 2172-nucleotide messenger RNA. It is a transcript of the gene KCNC4, whose product is annotated as potassium voltage-gated channel subfamily C member 4. The transcript is spliced from 5 exons. Gene Ontology annotation, biological process: protein homooligomerization; potassium ion transmembrane transport. The coding region runs from base 1 to 2172 and encodes 723 amino acids. Gene Ontology annotation, molecular function: protein binding; delayed rectifier potassium channel activity. The record is from RefSeq and is a predicted model, not a curated record. Gene Ontology annotation, cellular component: axon; voltage-gated potassium channel complex; neuronal cell body membrane. NCBI's taxonomy places the organism in Eukaryota, Metazoa, Chordata, Aves, Passeriformes, Cinclidae.
AUGCAAGGCUCGAUUUUUCCAGCACGGUUUUCCCUCGGGCUCCAGGCUCUCCCGCUGGUGCAGCUCCGGGUGGUUUGGGUGUGGAGCUCCGCCAGCCUCCGCCCGCUCGGGAUCCGGCCCUGGAAGCUGUGGAGUUGCAGUCACAGCUGGAGCAGGGCUUUCUUGGUGUCCCAUCUCUGUCCUCCCCUCCCGCCUUCGCUGAACCCCAGCUCCUCUCCCGGAGGAAGGGUGCACGCUGUGAGCAUCUCCCAUCCACCGAAAUCUAUGAUCAGCUCGGUGUGUGUCUCCUCCUACCGUGGACGCAAGUCUGGGAACAAACCACCCUCCAAAACAUGCCUGAAGGAAGAGAUGGGCAAAGGGGAAGAGUCGGACAAGAUCACCAUCAAUGUAGGUGGCACCCGGCAUGAGACCUACAAAAGCACCCUACGGACUCUGCCGGGCACCCGCCUGGCCUGGCUGGCUGACCCCGAUGCCCAGAGCAACUUUGACUUUGAUGGUAAAAGCAACGAGUUCUUCUUCGACCGCCACCCCGGGAUCUUCUCCUACGUGCUCAACUACUACCGCACCGGGAAGCUGCACUGCCCUGCGGACAUCUGCGGGCCCCUCUUCGAGGAGGAGCUCACCUACUGGGGCAUCGACGAGACCGACGUGGAGCCCUGCUGCUGGAUGACCUACCGCCAGCACCGCGACGCCGAAGAGGCCCUGGACAUCUUUGAGAGUCCCGAGCCUGGUGGAGGGGCUGCUGGAGAGGAGCCUGAAGAGGAAGGGGGUAGGGAGAUGGCCCUUCAGCGCCUGGGCAUGGAUGACAGGCCCCCAGGGGCGGCGGGGGCUGCUGGAGGAGGUGGCUGCUGCCGGAACUGGCAGCCCAAGAUGUGGGCGCUCUUUGAGGAUCCCUACUCGUCCAAGGCAGCGAGGGUGGUUGCUUUCGCCUCGCUUUUCUUCAUCCUGGUCUCCAUCACAACCUUCUGCCUGGAGACGCACGAGGCCUUCAACAUCGACGUCAACGUGACGGAGACCCUGGUGGUUGGCAACACCACGACGGUGCUGCUGACGCACAAAGUGGAGACGGAGCCCAUCCUCACCUACAUCGAAGGGGUCUGCGUGCUGUGGUUCACACUCGAGUUCCUGGUUCGCAUCAUUUGCUGCCCAGAUAAGCUUCUCUUCAUUAAAAACCUGCUCAACAUCAUUGACUUCGUGGCCAUCUUGCCCUUCUACCUGGAGGUGGGUCUCAGUGGCCUGUCCUCCAAAGCUGCCCGGGACGUGCUGGGCUUCCUACGGGUGGUGCGCUUCGUCCGCAUCCUCCGGAUCUUCAAGCUGACGCGGCACUUUGUGGGUCUCCGGGUGCUGGGCCACACGCUCCGGGCCAGCACCAAUGAAUUCCUGCUCCUCAUCAUCUUCCUCGCUUUGGGGGUCUUGAUUUUCGCCACCAUGAUCUACUACGCCGAGCGGAUCGGAGCCAAGACGUCCGACCCAACCGGGAGCGACCACACUCACUUUAAGAACAUCCCCAUCGGGUUCUGGUGGGCCGUGGUCACGAUGACGACCCUGGGCUAUGGUGAUAUGUACCCCAAGACCUGGUCGGGGAUGGUGGUGGGGGCCCUGUGUGCCCUGGCCGGGGUGCUGACCAUCGCCAUGCCCGUGCCCGUCAUCGUCAAUAACUUUGGGAUGUACUAUUCAUUGGCCAUGGCCAAGCAGAAGCUGCCAAAGAAGAAGAAAAAGCAUAUACCCCGUCCGGCACCGCUGGACUCCCCCACCUAUGGAAAAUCUGAGGAAAACUCCCCCCGGAACAGCACCCAGAGCGACACCUGCCCUUUGGCAGUAGAGGAGGGGGUGACUGAGCGGAAACGGUCAGACUCCAAGCAGAACGGUGAGGCCAACGUGGUGCUGUCGGACGAGGAGCAGCCGCUGUCCCCGACGGACGAGGAGAAGCGGCCGAUGCGGCGCUCCAGCACCCGGGACAAGAACAAGAAAUCCUCCACGUGCUUCCUGCUGGCCACGGGGGACUUCUGUGCAGCAGAUGGAGGCAUCCAGAAAGGCUAUGGAAAAUCACGGAGCCUGAGCAGCAUAGAUGGUGUGGCAGGACCCGCGGUGGGGCUGGCUCCGCUGGCAUCCCGCUGCAGCUCCCCCUGCUCCCUGCAGCGCCCCUGCUCCCCCGUCCCCUCCAUCCUCUAA